AUGUUCUGUGCCAAAUGGGACAAAAAAUGUCAGGAACUAACGGAAUUGUGGAACAAACUGGCCAAAAAGUUUGAAUCGAACCCGAAUGUUGUCAUUGCGAAAAUGAACCCUGUUCUCAAUGAAGUGAGUUUAUCAGCGAUAUCAUGAAAGCUCCUACAUGUAUUUUUCAGUUUCCUGAUGGCAAGUUCGAUGACUAUUCAGAUUUCAAGUUGUGGCCAGCGGGAUCAUUGGAGCCCGUCACUUACAAACUUGACAGCAAGCCUAGCCUGGAGACACCUAUUGAGUUUGUCAGCGACGAGAUAAUUGAAUCAGAAGCUGGGUUUACGAACAGAUGUUAUGACUAUUACCAGGAACCGUUACGCAAAUCCCCAUCCUUCACAAUUCGUGUUUUAUUUAUUAUUCUGGCCACAGUACUGGCGUUCAGAAAUGUACGGAUAUCUGUUUCGUGUAUUUAG
Caenorhabditis sp. 36 PRJEB53466 is the source of this 455-nucleotide messenger RNA. The record is from the annotation of a GenBank genome assembly. Lineage: Eukaryota; Metazoa; Nematoda; Chromadorea; Rhabditida; Rhabditidae.